AUGAAAGUAAAAGUAUUAUCAAGAUCAGAAGAAAAGGAUACUAAAGAGACAAGUACAGAUAUUGUAAAGUCACACAAGAAUUUAGAUCCAAAUCUACAUCCAUUAGAGAGACCAAGAGAAUAUAUGAGAGCACUCAACUCUGUAAAGAUAGAUAAAUUGUUUGCAAAGCCAUUUGUUGCUAGUUUGACUGGUCAUCAUGAUGGUAUCUUUACAAUGAGAAGACAUCAUAAUACUAUCAAUUGUUUUGCUUCUGGUGCAUGUGAUGGUGAAGUAAAGAUUUGGAAUUUAACUACAUUAUCUGAAAGAUCAACUAUAAAAGCACAUGAAGGAUAUGUUAGAGGAUUAUCAUUUAGUUGGGAAGAGAAUAAAUUAUUUACAUGUGGUGAAGAUCAGACUGUAAAGAUUUGGAAAUUGGAUCCAAUCGAUCAUCAGUGUGAUGGAGAGGUGGUAUCCGUGUUUAGAGGCAAACAUUCAUUUACAUCGGUCGAUUGUCAACGUUACACUAAUACAUUUGCGACAAGUGGUAUUAAUGUGGAGAUUUGGGAUGCCAACAGAGCAUCGCCUAUGCAGACAUUGUCGUGGGGUCAUGCUAGUGUGUCGCGUGUGCGUUUCAACCCAAUCGAGACACACGUGUUGGCAUCUUGCACAUCGGACCGCGAGGUCAUCCUCUACGACACACGUCAACAAUCACCUGCACAAAAACUGAUUACACAGAUGCGUAGCAACUCGAUUGCCUGGAACCCACAAAUAUCGCAUAUGUUGGCACUGGCCAACGAAGAUGAAAACGCAUACCAAUACGACAUUAGAAAGUUAAACAAGGCCAUGUCAGUGCAUCGUGACCAUGUUGGAGCUGUGCUCGAUGUAGACUAUGCGCCAACAGGUCGUGAGAUUGUCACUGGCUCCUACGACAAGACCAUUCGUAUUUUCACCAACGAACAAUACAACAGUCGUGAAGUAUACUUUACCAAUCGUAUGCAACGUAUCUUUUCAGUGUUGUAUACUGGUGAUGCCAACUUUGUCUUGUCGGGUUCCGACGACAUGAACAUCCGUGUGUGGAAGGCCAACGCCACCGCCAUGCUCGGUCCACUCUCUAGCAAACAGUUUAGCGACAAAAACUACAAAGAAAAGUUGCAAGAAAAGUUUAGUGAAAUCCCUCAACUCAAGACCAUCAAAGAUCAUCGUCGUGUCCCCAAAGCCAUCUACAAGAAACGUUAUGUCAAAAAUGUCGUCCAUGUUUCCAAAGAACGUCGUGAAGAGAAACAACGUAAAUUCUCAAAACAAAAUCUUGGUCCUAAAAAGAAACUUCUCUCUCAACAUACUAUUACUGUUGAAAAAUAA
Cavenderia fasciculata is the source of this 1338-nucleotide messenger RNA. RefSeq lists its product as uncharacterized. NCBI's taxonomy places the organism in Eukaryota, Evosea, Eumycetozoa, Acytosteliales, Cavenderiaceae. The record is from RefSeq and is a predicted model, not a curated record. Gene Ontology annotation, cellular component: small-subunit processome; nucleolus. Gene Ontology annotation, biological process: maturation of SSU-rRNA from tricistronic rRNA transcript (SSU-rRNA, 5.8S rRNA, LSU-rRNA). The transcript is spliced from 3 exons. The coding region runs from base 1 to 1338 and encodes 445 amino acids. Gene Ontology annotation, molecular function: protein binding.